This is a messenger RNA of Fusarium sp. VM40, 774 nucleotides long. The record is from the annotation of a GenBank genome assembly. Lineage: Eukaryota; Fungi; Ascomycota; Sordariomycetes; Hypocreales; Nectriaceae.
AUGUCUACCGUCAACGAGAACCAUUUUCCUGAAUUGAUGAAGGUGAUCACCGAAGACCCUUCGGCAGCUGAACGACUGGACCUAGAAUGCCCUAUCUGUAUGCAAUCGAUAACAAUCAACAACAGCAACGAUCCCCCCGGUACUGACAGCCACGAUGCUGGUUGCGGACACCCGAACACCAAGGGAACACUCCUUCGCCUAUCUAAUGCCUGGCGUCUUGCUAUGUACAUCAGCGUCUUGGACAGCAAUCGUACGGACGAGUUUUGUGUUUCGUGCUACUUCGAUUUCAUCACCCACAGGCUUACAAUGAUUGCUUUUAAUGAAUUCGAUUUCUCCAACUUGGUCACAGGUCGUCGCGUCGUGAAGCUCUUCCUCAAGUGGGGGGAGAAGGUAUACAAAUCGUUGUCGUGUCCCAAAAACACGACGACAAUCAUGGAGCUACCGAUCCAGCCAAUCUUGAGAAACGCCAUUGAGAGAAUCAGACAAACCGUGGCCAGGAUGCUUGAUAUUCCCGCUGACAAGACGGCAGAACUCGAGUUUCACCUGACGCUCGUUGAACUCAACCCGACUCAAGGUCCAGAAGCCCUACUAGAUGAGCUUAGCUUUCUCAGCCAGAUAUCAGACAUGCAGGACGUGUCUAUGGCGCUUCAGAGGCCAGGGGCGAGUCGAGAAUCCAUCGCUAACGCAAACAUGUUGCGACUCUGCCAUGCAAUGUCAUCUGGGCACGAGCUAAAUGCCCAGGUGAGGAGCCAUAUCAGGUCAGGUCACCUUUAG